AUGUUGUCCAUUCUCCGGAAGGCGCAGUUAAAGGACAAGGAGAUGCGGGUAUUGAUGCUGGGUUUGGAUAACGCGGGGAAGACAACCAUCGUGAAGUAUAUUAUGAAGGAAGACGUCAACACUGUGAGCCCGACGUUAGGCUUCAUUAUCAAAACUAUUGAUUACAAAGGUUACAAGUUAAACAUUUGGGACGUCGGUGGUCAGAAGACUCUCCGCAGUUAUUGGCGAAACUAUUUUGAAAAGACCGACUCCUUGAUCUGGGUCGUAGAUGCCACCGAUAGAUUCCGACUUGAGGACUGUGCCACAGAACUUCAUGGACUUCUUCAAGAAGAGGUAUAG
Molecule: messenger RNA, 339 nt
Organism: Morchella sextelata
Lineage: Eukaryota; Fungi; Ascomycota; Pezizomycetes; Pezizales; Morchellaceae
Exons: 3
Coding region: 1-339 (112 amino acids)
Biological process (GO): protein folding
Cellular component (GO): cytoplasm; microtubule cytoskeleton
Molecular function (GO): GTPase activity; GTP binding
Source: RefSeq, a predicted model, not a curated record